AGGUUCUUGAAACAUCAGAUGAGAGAUCAUAUACGUCCCAAAAGUCGUUAAGAGUGUUAUUAGAGUGUAAGGGAGGAGAGGGAGAAGAUUUUCGUUAAGGUUGUGUUAUACGUGAUGACGAACUGCAGCACAUAGAUUUAUAUAUAUACUGAAGUUCGAACAAAACAGGCGUAUCCUGUUAUCCUUUACAGUCUGUAUGUGAAUCAUUAUAUUUUGAAAGUAAAAAUGUCUAAAAAUUGUGGCGACCACCACGUCAAACGUCCGAUGAACGCAUUUAUGGUGUGGUCAAGAGGACAGCGAAGAAAGAUGGCCCAGGAAAAUCCUAAGAUGCACAACUCGGAGAUCAGCAAGCGGUUGGGUGCUGAGUGGAAACAGUUGUCCGAGGCCGAAAAACGACCUUUUAUCGACGAGGCCAAGCGUUUACGAGCUUUACACAUGAAAGAACACCCGGACUACAAAUACAGACCUCGGCGGAAACCAAAGCCUCUCUUGAAGAAAGACACCGGUUUCCUAUCUAUUGGACAGUGCCUGCCUCUGAGCUUUGAUUCUUUGCCCAAGAUUCCCCCUCACACCUUUCCACUACUGGACAGUGAAAAAGCAGUGACGGCUCGGACUUUCUCCUAUGAGUUUCCUCUGUCCUCUAGUUCGCUAAGACCUUCUUUCAGUAGCUUGUACAACAGUAUUAACGUUGGUAGUCUUGCUAAACUCCGAGCAGCAGCAGCAGCAGGAACAACUAAUGAGUUAUCCAGUCCUUUAGCUGGUCUCAACCCGGGUGAACUGCACUUGAAACACGCGGGAGCUCCUCCGACACCCUCUUUUUACAGUACGGCAGCCAGUAGCUUCUUAUCGUCACUGUCACAUUCGCAUUCUGCCGGUUCCUACGGGUUAGUGCCGUAUAAUUGUGGACCUGCCUACUUUUCUCCAGGCAGCUCGACCACAGUAACCUCUCAGACCCAAGAUGUACGAUCGCCAUUUACCUACCUGCUGGUAAAACCCGAAGAUCGAUUUUCACGUCACUCUCACGCACCGACUUUAUUUAGUGGAGGAGUAGUUUAAAUUUGAAAAAAAGAGAUAAAAUAUUACGUCUAUAAAUAAAUAUUGGUAAGAUCAUUACUGACCUUCCUUGUAACCAACCAACACGACGUCACUAGAGGGACAGUUAACAAUCCCUAGUCAGCGAUUGCUACAAAGAAACCAUAGCCUCAUGCCAAACGUAAUUGGCGAGAACGAGAAUGCUGUUGAUAAAGACCACCUGUGUUUAACUGAUGUCAUUUCUAGUUUGAUGUAUAUUUUUCGCACCAGAAAAUUUAUAUGUUUUCCGUCUAAUAAGUAUAGGUGGGUGUUUUGCACCGGUGAUUCUAAAUAUCGGUAGAUCAUUUUAAGAUUGAAUCUUUUGUUAAUAUUGUUUUAAUAUUCAAAAAUACGUAUAGCAUACAUUCCCCGUUUGUAAGUAAAUAUAUUGUGUUUAUGUAUUAUUGUGUUUAUGCGUAUUAUAGGAACACUUUGAGAAUAAACCUAUUGAAAUACAGGAUCCGCGAAUGCUGUAAAAGUUGGAUUUUAUUGCACCACAAAUAAUCCUUCAGUCAAAACUAUUAUAAAAUUUGGUAACAUUUAUUAGCCUUUUAUGUCUAUAAGUCAUCUGUAUUCACUCUGGCAAGCAGGGCAGUAAUAAUAUAGUCAAUGUAUUUUUUUUAACUUCAAAAAUGUAUGAAAUAUUAUUUGAUGAAUUAAUUGCAAAAGACUGACUUGUACAAUCGCCACUAAUAUUGUACUAUACAUUUUAUUUGAAUAUCUAUGGUAAGACUACUUUACAUACUUCAUGGAAGUAAACAAAAAUGUCAAUAUUGAUAGAACGUGCAAUGAGAAAGUUCGUGUGGAUAAUGCAUGAAACUUGGAUCUAACAGUCUCUAAAGACAUGAGGAUCCUAUUAGAAUACGUAUAAAAACCAUGGAAGCGAUAUCGCACUGCUCAUCAAGUUGAAAAUAAAUGAAUUAUUAACUUUCUUUGUAUUUUUUCCGAUACUUAUUGUAAAUAUGUAAAAAUGACAGAAUAGCGUUUUUAUUUAAGUAGUUUAUUUUGUUGACUUAAUCUGUUAAAACUUCACUAAAAUUGUGUGCAUAUGUUCCCUGACAGCUAUUAACUUGUAAAACAUGUUAAACCUAAGAUUUUGUUUGAUGUUAUUUAUUUUCUAUAUGGUAAUUUUAAACAAAGUAAGGUUAAUUAUAGAUUCAUGUAAUAAUAUUUAGCUUUACAAUAAAUGCAAGACGAAUGGGA
Molecule: messenger RNA, 2274 nt
Organism: Limulus polyphemus (Atlantic horseshoe crab)
Lineage: Eukaryota; Metazoa; Arthropoda; Merostomata; Xiphosura; Limulidae
Product: transcription factor Sox-14-like
Exons: 1
Coding region: 226-1056 (276 amino acids)
Biological process (GO): regulation of DNA-templated transcription; cell differentiation; anatomical structure morphogenesis
Molecular function (GO): RNA polymerase II cis-regulatory region sequence-specific DNA binding; DNA-binding transcription factor activity, RNA polymerase II-specific
Source: RefSeq, a predicted model, not a curated record